UAUGAAGAUGCUGCCUUGAGUCUCGGAUGACUCAUCGUGUAAACAAUCAUUGACAAAUCGUCAAACCGGUCUGAAAAUCUGGUCAUAUGGCUUGUCUUGAGUCACCAAAUGCGCUAGUUUAGUUUUGGCACUACGGCAGCGCACACCUAAGAGAUAGAGUGCUUAGACGUGGAAGGUGAGGUAGACAUCGUGACGUGAGGGGAGUGUCUGGGCGACAGAGGCGUGUCCUGCCACGGACAGAUCAAGCUGACGGUUGCCUGCCCUUAGGGACAAAGAAAUCCGCCUCGUCAUUAGUGUUCCAUGGUGAUUGUCAGCGAGCUGUGAGGACAGGAAGGAGUAGGACGCAGGACGUGGCAGUGGCGAGAGUAAAUCUUAGAGUGAUCAAGUAGUGGUACUGGACGAGAGAAGAUACAUCAUCAUGGAGGACCUGACUGCAAGCCUUGAGAAGUUGCGGGUGAACACGGGUGAACCAACGCCCGGACCCUUUGAAGAUUUGAUCAACCAGCUCCAUGAACUGGAGGACAGCACAACAGUCUGUGAAGAGUUGGUUAAAGGAGGAGUUUUGCUACUCACUGUUAAGGCCAUCCAAAGUUCUUCACCAGAAGCACAGGCCAAGGGAGCAGAACUAGUGGCUGAAUUGGCCAAGGUUGAAAAUUGUCGUUUAGGAUGUGUGACCAAUGGUUUGGUGCCGAUCUUGGUUGAGAAAAUGUCAAGCAGCAACACCAAGGUGGCUCUGCAGGCCUGUCGAGCACUGGGGAAUAUUUGCUAUGAACAUGUGUUCCUUCCAGAUGGUGGCCGUGUGAGUGUUAUGGAGUCUGGGGGAGCAAGUCAACUCCUAAGUCUCCUUCAACGUGCAGCCGGGUUACCCAACACUCCCGACGAUCACCAGCUCCGCCUAGUAGCCACGGGCUUCCUCCUCAACCUUCUCAACUCUUACGAUACAGUCCAGGAUCAGUCUAUGGAAGCUGAACUGGUAGACGUCUUGUGUCAAUAUCUCGACAAAUUUGCUGAAGAUGAAGACAUACCCACUCACGUUCUUCUCUCACUGACUUGCAUGGCAGACACAGAGGUGGGACGAGGGUUGGUAGUAUCACGGGACAUUACACCACAUCUGGUGCGCGUCCUGAGAAUAAAUGAAUCACCUGAAGUUACUGAAACAUGCCUUGAACUUGUGACAAACCUCGCUGAAACAGAAUGUGUCAAGACUCAAGUAGCUGAAGGUGGAGUGUGUGAGGCAGUGGUGGAAGUAGUGAGGCGCCACCGUAACAACCCGAGCUCCGAUCUCUCCCCGCCCAUAAUCAAGACCGCUACUGAUCUUAUUGUUCUCAUACUAGUGGGAGAUGAAAGUAUGGGAAUUGUGUAUGGCAAUGGUUCAGGCUGUGUGUACCAGGAGUUGGUGGAUUGGCUCACGUCGGACCUCGAGGAUCUACAGAUUGCCGGAGCUCUGGCUAUGGGGAACUUUGCUCGAAGUGAUGCCCAUUGUAUUCAAAUGGUGGAAAGCGGAAUAGCGGAGAAGUUACUGAAGGUCCUCUCAAGCCACAACUCGGGAGAGGGAGACAUCCGCCUGCAACAUGCUCUCCUCUCAGCUCUUCGCAAUCUGAGUAUUGCCAAGGAGAAUAAACCAGUCUUGGUAACUCAAAGUGCUCUUGAAGUUCUCCUUCCCAUGGCAACUGCAAUCGAGACUUUCCCGGUCGUGUUCAAACUUUUAGCAACUCUUCGUAUGAUCAUUGAUGGACAGACUGAUGCUGCUGUUAAGGUGGGUAGCGACAGUGAUGUGGUAAGCCGGUUAGUGGGUUGGUGCAGCACCACAGAUCACCCCGGCGUGCAGGGAGAAUCAAGUCGUCUCCUGGCGUGGAUCAUCAAGAACUGUGGCGGGGACACCUCGAUCAUCAAGUCACUUGUGUCUGCUGGUUGUGUCGCUCCACUGGUCCUCAUGCUGGGGUCAGAACAUGCUGUAAUGGUGAAUGAAGCAGCACUGGCUCUCGUGCUGGUCUUUGGAACGGCAGUCACUGACAGUGUGGUGGAGAAGACCAAGUUAGCAGAGGUGGUGACUUUUGUUGUAAAGAAUCCCUACCUGCCGCCUGAGAUCCUAGCCAACGUGUUGUCGAUGAUGACGGCAUUGUCGGCUAAUGCAACUGCCUUGGAGUCCAUCAAAACUGAUGAUCUGCGGACAGCUGUCAAGGAACUUUCAAGUCACGCCAACGAGCAGGUUAAGAAUCUAGCCGUGGCACUCACAGAAAAGCUGUAAUCCAAGGAACGUAUCACUACACUUUUCUAUAGCUCUUGGUGUAUCAUUCUCAUCCUGAGGAGCAAAAAUAUGUUGCGAAACAGAAGGGACUUUGUCAUUAAUGUAGAGAUUCGUUCUGCCUGCCUUAUAUUGAUACAGGUAUAGAUGCUGCUGGUAUGAACCACACAGAGUUGUUUAUAAAGUUAUCCAGGAGCUGGUUUAGUAGAAUCUUAAUUAUCUUAGAUUGUUGAACUGUUGGAUGUUCUGUGUAGUUUAUUUGUAAGUCAAUUAUGAAGUUUUUUGAAUGUAAACACAAACACACAGUUUCAUGUUGAUGAUAAUGAAAUUUAUGGUAAACAAUAUCCUUUGUAAUUAAGGAUCUUGAUCACAGGGUUAAAAGAUAAUCAAGAUUUAUAUGUACCUUUGCACUGGUAGCUGCAGUUUUUAGGGUUAGGCAGUAACAGAGACAGAAUGAAUGCUUAAUUAAUCAUGGAAAUUACUGCAGAUUACUGGAAUUCAAUUUUAAAUCAGGAUAGUCAGUGAUUGUGAGGAUAAUUUCAUGAUCUUGAAUGUGAUAUAUUUUAUAAUGCAGCUUGUUACUUACAAUUUUUAUUGCCUUGUUUUUGGACACAACUUCAAGUAAUCAAAAUACUCACAUUACAUUUUUGUAUUGUAAUAAUAUUUGGAUUUUGCCAUUAUUAGCUGAUGCAAAAUACAUUAUAUAUGCAAAAUAAGUUGUAUUUGCCAGGUUGUCAUGUGGACGUUCAUGUUUUGGAUUUUUUUUAAUGAAUUACGUAAAAUUGUAUUGUAAUGGACAAUUGCAGUUGUGAUAUCUUAGCUUUAUGAUACGGAAUGUAAAAUAAGCUUUAAAAUUAUAGAGAUAAAGCUUAGAGCACCAAGCAGUUGAAUUCAAAAUGUUUUCCUGGUGAAUCCUGGGGUCAGUUUAUGUUGAUUAAGUUACCGUAGAGGUGCAAAAGCUGAUUGAAAAGCCGAGUUUCAUAUAAGGAUCACAUUGGGAUUGGAGUAUACGCUAUGUGACUAUGGCUCUAAAUCUUCUAUGUAGAUUUAUGUUCUAAGGAAAGAAAAGGAUUAUGAAAAAGUAAAAUACAGUGUGUUCGUCGUUGGUGGAAUACGUAUACUGUAUAACUUCAUUCAUGUGUAUCGUUUAUAUGGGCUGGGCUCUUUACAUUGCAAUUCCCAUUUGAGAUCAGUCAUAAUAUUUUCUAACUAAACAGUAUUUUGGGGAAAAUAAUUCACCAGCGAUAAAAAAAUUUCUUGAAUCUUUGGUAUAAUUGUGAUAAGACGUGAAUUUUUUUUCUAAUGAGUCUCAUUUAAUCUAGUGUGUCAUCCAUUGGGGCAUAAGUGUCAAUAAUCCAUACUGGGUCAGUAAGACAUAUUCCUUAUUUGAAUAAUUAUAACAUGUUGUUACUGUAAGGAGAAUCAGUGAUGAUGGUGAGAUGAAGCCAGCAUAAUAUAAUUGCAGAAUAUCGAGUACUACGGACCAACGUUUACAGACCUCGUGUCUGUAUUAAUAACCUAAACCUUAAAAGCUGAAUGGAUGGACCUUAUAAUUGUUGUGAAGUACAGUAAGUAGUUCAGGAAUUAAAUGUGUUCGGUUACAGUUAAACAAAUGUAGAUAUUACUCAGUGUCUUUGACUAUUACACGUGAGUUGCAGUGAUAUUUAGACACCCCAAGAUAUGAAUUAAUACAAUGCGUCACUGAGUAUCAUCUAGGAGCAACAUAUUACAUACAGUACUUUAGUGAAAUAAAGGAUCAUUUAUGGUGAAUCAGAGAGGGAUCUUUACUCUUUUUACUCGAACCAAAUCACAUUCACCAUAAAGGAUUCUUAAACCUCAAGUUAUUCAGGAUGUAUCAAUUGAUUAUUAUUAUUAUUACAAACAAGUGCUUCUCCCCAUGUAAGUCAUCAAGGUCACGGUCGUGGGAGUCUUUGUAGAUGGUGGACAUGCGUAACUUAGACCUAUGAUAUUAUGCAUUCAUUAUUGUUUUUCCUGGGUAAAGAAAUAAAUCUGUUUUAUAUUACAUUUAUAGAAUUUAGCUGAAAGCAAAAUUUUUGAGAGCGUCUUUGUAGGUUGGUGUCCGGGAUUGCUCCUCUGUCUCUGUAGGUAUUGUAUUAAAUUUUGUUCUGUAAGCUUCGUGAAAUUGAGACUAAUUUACAUACAGUAUGUGUAAUAACUUGUUACCUUGAUGAGUUCAGUGAUGUGGUGACUAUUUUAAGAAAGGUGGAUAGGAAGUUAGUGUGGUGAGUCAAGUUUAUCUGGAUCUGUUACAGUAGUAGAAGUGAAAAUUGCAAACCCUUAGUCCAGGUGUAGGAAAAUGUAUGUCUUGUGUAUCUUUUUUAUUUUUAUUUUUUUUUAUAUGGAAAGCUCAUACGUAAAGUACAUGUAGUAGUUAUGAGGAUUGAACGGAGCAAAUGUUGUAAGCCAAGCCAUUAUUAUAGCUUGAAAACUAGGAAGAUUGUAUGUCUAAACUUUUAUUUUGUAAAGAUAUCCCAAGAUGAUUUACUGUGCUGUCUUCCUUAUUCACCAAGUAACCGUACAUCAGGGCUGUAUUGAUAUUACAGUACUUUUAGAUAUUUCUUGUGACAGCCUGAGAUAAGGACCAUUUUUUUACUUCAAUCAUUCUUAAAGAUAUGAUUAUGAAUUGUGGAUAUAUAAAAGUUUUUUAUAUGGGCAUUAAAAUGUUUUGUUUCUUAUUAUGGGGAUCUAGUCAAGAAUCAAAUGUUUUUAUAUUACUUAGAAACACAAUUGAUUAAGGUUGAUGUUCUGAAUUAUAACAUAGGCCAGUGGGUUUCAUCAAUUGUAUGUUAUAGUCAUCUUGGGUGUAUGAUUAUAAUGAAAAUUUAGGGAAAGAAUCUUUUAAAAAAAAUCUGUCAUUACGAGAGUGUUAUCCGCAACGGUCGUGUGUACUUGGUGAGGUCGUGUCUAAAGAAGGUUGCCUUGAUCAGUCAGUUCAAAAGACAUGUACACUCACCUGACAUAAACGUAACUAUACUUUAUGAACUGAAUGGAAUUGGUACCAGUAAUAGAACACUUUCUAUCACUGCCGAGUUUAAAGACCGCUUCUCUGAUACAAUAGUGAUGUUUGCAUUUGUUUAACCGUGAAGUAAGUUUGUUUUCUAUGUCUCAUCUAUUGUAACUUUCAACAGUAGCCAUAUGUUUUAAAGCCAUAUGAAAGAGGAAUGUUUUGACCACUCCUUCAGCCCCAGUAGGUUCCAAGUUUAAUGUAGCUUUAGGCUGCAAAUUCUGAAAUCUGAUACAGAAUACAGUACUGUAUAUUCAACUAUUAAAGGAAAUUCAUUUUUCCUUUACAUUUCAGAGUUUCAUGUCAGUUAUUAAAACAGGGUUCAUUUAAUUAAGGAGCUACAGUAAUGAAUAUAAAUAGUACAGCAUAGGCAAUAUACAAUGAUUUUCAUACUGUUCAGGUAAUUCAGUAAUUUUAAUACAUGUAACUGAGUGGGACCAAUGUUGAAAAAAAAAAAAUCACUUCUAGAAUUGCUUCACAUGCAGCAGACCCCACCAGACAAUACAGUACAGUAUAGCCUCCUAGUGCAUGACACACAGUUUAUAAUGCCUUCAAGUGACUUAGUUUAACAGUUCAAUAGCAUAUAUAUGUGUGUGUCUGCUACUGUAUUCAGAUUUGUAUGUUAUUUUGUCAAAGGAAUAGAAAAUCAAAAUUUUGCUUGUGUUGUGACUGUCACCAUUUAGUUAUGAGGGUUUCAUAUAAAUUUGAUUUAUGUCUUUACAUCCACAAAAUCCAAAAGACGACAGACAUUUUGUGUUCCAGACCUCGUCCUUGGCUCCAGGUGGACUUGUUCCUAAUAUGGAUGACCCAACAUAUUUAGUUGAAAUGUAGAGUAAAGAAAAAUACUUAUAUAUAUAGAGUAGAUGUAGUGGGCGUUUCUCUUCUGUUCUUUUGGGUAUACAGUUUAAAACAUUGCAAUACUGUAUAUGCUUUUCAAAGUGCAAUUAAUCAAACAUGUACUUUUGAUUUAUAUAUCAAAUGCACAUAAAUAUACAUUUACACAAAGGCUUUUCCACACAAACAUUGGCACAUAUGUAGUCAUAAACAUCCAUAAAUCUAUACCAAACAUGUAUAUGUAUGUGCACAUGCAUAUAUCAUGUGAUUAUGCAUACUCAAUCACAGAAAGACAUUCAUGGGUUCAGGGUAAUUUUAUGGGUUUCUGAGGGAUAGUUUUAUGAUUACAUGGCGUCUCAUUUUCACUUAUCCGAUCAACAUCUUCAUUUUAUAAGAGUUUUAACAUUGCAAGACUGGCUUGUAACUAUGGAGCUAUGAGUCUCAUGCGCUAAAUACAUAAAUCUAAAAUUUUCCAUAAAAAUGUUGAGCAUGAAGUGAUAAUUACUAACAGGUUAAUGCUUUAACAUUUCAGACAGUGCUAUUCUAGUGAAGAAGAUGAAUUGUAGCAUAGAUUAACAGAUUAUAUGAGCAUUGCUUUUGCAUUUCAUAUGCUUUGGUAUGUGGACACACACAUUGACUAUAUUUUUAGGAAAUAUUUUGCAUGUGCAUCUUCAGCUUUUAAGUUAAGAGAACUCACAUACUGUAAUUAUUUGCCUACUUGAGGGAGAUCAGACUGAAUUAUGACUACUGUACUCCCAGAACAAGUGUGUCUUGUGUCAAAGAAUAACAAUGAUGGAUUAUAAUAAGGAUCAUGUAACAAACCAAAUAUUUUUUAAUUGAUUUCGAGAUUUCCCCUUAAUACACAUCUGUAUGCCCCGUUUUCAUGUUUUAGAAGUCUAUACAUAAUUUAAUCUGGUAGUUGUCACAAUUAGUUUCACUUUUAUGUUUAUAUUCUUUUCUUACAAUUGCUCAAUAUUUGAUGAAAUAUAUAUAGUAGUGUAUUAUGUUUUAAAGUUUCUGAAAAUAACGAAAUUCCCUUUAAAUUAUUAGAUUGGUGUGGCCUCUCCUGGGGUGUACAGUAUUGUCUUAGUAAUGAAUCAUAUGUUUAAGAAACUUAUAAAGUACUGUAUGUGUGGGAUUAUUCCAGAGUAAAUUAUCUUAAAUCUUUUAUUAUAAUUUUUUAUAUCUACUGUGCAGGAAGAUCAUCUUUGGUAAGAAGAAUUUGGUCAGAUGCUAUAACCAAAGUCUUCAUGUUUGUGAUAUUUACGUGACCAAGAUGUUUGUGAUCAAACUUAGAAGUCAUCUAAUAAGCAGAUUACAUGCAAUUUAUAUAUAGUCUUAAUUAAGAUGUAUGAUCAUUAUGAGGUAGGUGGUGUUGCUAACAUGACAGUUUGGGCAUGUACCGUAAAGGUAAUUGAUUUAAAUUACUUUUAAAUUACUUCUCGCUCUCUUAUGGUAACCUGUUGAUGAUUAAAGAAUUUGUUAUUUAUGUCAUGAAGACAACUGGAGUAACGGCACAUUUCAGUUAUUUUGGGUUGUAAAACUUAUUUUAAGCCAACUCCUUAGAAUCUCUCAAAGACGAGGAAUGUCAUUUUGUAACUUGGUUCUUGCCAACUUUCGUAUUCUUUAUUUUAUAGCGUCAUAAUCCUGUAACUUAAUGAAAUUAUACUUAAAAUCAUAAUUGUAUUGAUGCCCUAUUAUUCAUAUGGAAGCUAUUUAAAUUACUGGACUGUACUUGAUUUAGCUUAGGACUGGAUGAUAAAAGGUGAAGGAGCUUUAACUGUUUACAAACAAGAUGGGUUAUCAGGAAGUGUGUUUAAUUUUUUUUGUCUUGGGACCAAGAUAAAUUUACGGAUGGCUCAGCUAUUACUGAGGUUAUGUAUGGCUUUAGUGUAAUUCCCUUGUACUUUUGAUAUUGACUAAUUUGGUUUUAUUCAGCAGCUACUAGGCUCUUGAGUGCCACAUGAUAAAGGAAUUGUUGAUAUAUGCUUACAGUUGUAUUUUCUGUUGGUAAAUUUAAUUGCAAAUUUUUUUCUUUUUUUUUUUAGGGUAGUUUUUAUUUCUGUAAACUGUUCAUUGAGCAUCAUAAAUAUUCUAUUAUAUGUUAACUAUCUGUAGCAACUAAUUUUUAAACAGUACAAAAACUGUGUUCUGAAGCAAUGAAUUUAAGAAUUAUGUUGUGACUGUCAGUGGUUUGUGUUGAUGUAAUUUUGUCUAGGGUUAGUGAAGUGACUGCAGUAAUUAGUACAGUAUAAUUAGGGUGCAGCCACACUGGUAUACAUUUCGUCGCCAACAUGUGGACGACAAGACGAAAUUGGCCACAAGGUUCCGACUGGUAGGGUGCCGCUGCAUGCACUUACAGGCGUUCUUCUCGUUGGAGACAGAUUAUGGUGUUCAUAAUACACAGCACUUUUUACAUAAUUCAUGCAUUAUAUACUUUCUACUAUGUACUUACGUAACCUGUUCUUUGAUAUAACUUCUGCCUAUUGUGACAGAUUAUAUUGUGUUUUUUUUUUACAAUCAAAAUAAUUGCAGGAAUAAACCAAAGCUCCCAAUCAGCUCUACUAAAGUACAUUCGUCUCUUUCCAUGAACCAUGAACCCCCGAGAUUCAGAUUCAUGAAUCCUAAGCAUUUACGGACUGAAUAAUGUAUCGGUCUAUUGCUUUGGGUUCACAAAUCUGAAUCUUGGGGGGUUCGUGGUUCAGGGGGAGAGGUGAACGGACUCUAGUAAUUGACUGUAUCUGCUUAACACUGAAUGAUUUGUUGGAGUUCUAUACUUGUCAAUUUUAAUACACUUACCGACCAAACUCCAACAGAUGCACCAAACCUUAUGGAGAAAGUAUAGGAGAAAUAAAGUUUUUAUGAAUUCAGUACUGUACAUAAUAUACAGUGAAUCCUCCAUGUAAUGGACUUAUCUCUCCAUAUAAUCUAUUUGACAGGGGUUCCACAUUUAAAGGACCCUUGUUAUAACAGACUUUCAUAGAUGUACAGCUACUGGUAGUUCGUUUCAUAUCUAACGGACCCUCGAUAUAAUGGAUUUUCAUCUCCAUAUACUGUACUGUAGUCUGUCAAGUAGAGGUUUCUCUGUAUAUAUGAUGGAUUAAGCAGCAGAAUACCUGGAGCUGUACAUAAUUUAGCCCUAGAUAUUGUUGUAAAAUUUUCAGUGGGGCCGUCGUACCGAGAAUUAAUUUUUAGCUCGUCCAGUUUCUAGGUUGGUAGUGUCACCAUUCUGGCAUUGUUGUUGUUGUUGUCAUGUAUGUUUUUGCAUUUAGCUCAGUAGCCUUACACACAAGCAAGCACAUGCAUCUGUCAGCAGUGCUUGUUAAACUAUACUGUAUAAUAAUAAUAAUAAUGGCCUGGGUUCUUAUGAGUAUACCUGAGGAGAUAUACUUAAUGAUUGAGUUUAUUGUCAACCUUCUGGAUGCUGUUAGUUCCAUUUGGGUGUUGGGAUGAAUGACAUUAUGAGAUAUGAUUAGUUUGUUUUAGUUUUCUGAUUAACAUCUUCAGUAAUUAAUUAUAUAUUUUAUUGUAUAAUGUAGGUUUUGAUUUAAUUACAGAGGAUGAAAAAUUUACCUCAUCUCAUCAGCGUGUCAUGUGUUAGGAUGAAAAAACUAAUGAUCUCUGGCACAUUUAAAACACUUGUGACCUAAAACAAUCUUCUCCUUAUUGCUUAGGAAAAGGGAAAACAAAAUAUUAAGGGUUAAAAAUAAUUUCAAGUUGCAAGAAAAUAUACAGUAUAGUUCUACCUCUUCAUUAUUCUAAGCUGAAAGAAAAAGCAGAUCGUUCUCUUAGUGCAUUUAUACAUAUUGAAUUUGACCAAGAUGAAGCACAAUGAUUUUCAUUUCCAUUUCUGCUCUUUCCAUGAUAUUAAUCUCUAGUUUGUCAAAUUGACAUUCCUUGUCCUGUAUCUAGCUUCAGGUAUAUAUUUUGAAUUAUCUUUGUGAGUCAGUGCUUCAUUCGAUGAUUUUUGCCUGAUUAGGGUUCAGUUUUAGGGCGGGGUGAUGAGGCGACUAUUUUUUAAGUGGUACAGUAUACUUUACGAAGAUGUAAGUUGAUGGGAGCCAUUUUCUCCUCAUAAUAUUCCUAGUUAUGUUGUAAUUUGGUGUUCAGAAUAAGUUUUAGAAAGAGGUUUAAGUUUUUGGUGGUUCAGUUCUGCCAUGACAUCACCAAAAAGGUUUGUUUUAGAAUUAUGAAAAAAAAUAUACAUAUCCAUAAAGAUUAAAAUAGUUGAGAAAGUCUAUAUAUACAGUACUGUACAGUAUAUUAUAUAUGAAGAGUCUGUGAUGAUGGAAUUAAUUAAUAUAUACAGUAGCAGCAUUAAUGUUGAUGUGACACUGUUCAUUGGCAAUACUGUGAUAGAUCUCCCCAGUUAACUUACAAACUUUGCAACCUUCUGUAUCUCUGCAGUUACAAAUUUUUGUCACCUUAUUGAGAAGUUCAUGUCUUAUGGUAUUUACUACAGUACUACAAUAUAAUACUGUACAAAACUGUGAUUUGACAUUGAAGAUUAGGUAACCCAGCUUAUUGCUUCUGAAUAUUAAGCAACAUAACACUAACUUAACCUAUGCCCUCCUCCCCCCCUUCAGUAGCUUCAGGGUGCUUAAUCUGUAAGUGAUCAAUAUUUUGUUUAAAUGAUACUUUGAAAAGAUUUCAGGUGAUGCUAAGAACAGUAUUCCCAUAGCACCAUUUUCUUUAUUAUAUUAACCUAUUAAAUUACACUGCUGUACUGUACAUUACUUCUACUAAGGAACUUUUAAGCUGAAGACAACAUAUAUUAGGAUACAAUACUUAUUCCAUAAUCUGAACUCAAAAAGGGUUUUGCUUGGGUGUUAAAUGAUUCGAGUUAAUUAAUCAUUGGUUAUCUACUUUUUUUAAUAAUUGUAAUAAAUACAAAUAUUUGUAGAAUACAGAUUGACCUCACUCAUAGUGAUCCAAAGGCAUUUCUAGUAAAGAUUUCCCAUGAGGAAGGUUCCGCUUAAUGACCAAUGGGACCCAUUUUCUCAUAGGUUCACAUGUUAAAAGCUGUGUUACAGCCUGAAAAUUUUCAACCCAAAAUCCCCAUGUUAUAAAGUUAGAUAUGCUCCAGCCUAAAGAAUUUUUACCUUAAAACGUAAUCAAACAAGAUAAAACAUUAUUUUACUACAGUAUUUCACUUACUGUACUGAAGAUGGAUGUUGCUUGUGUUGGCCGAGCAUUGUUGGAUGAAGGUGUAGAUGGUUAGUGGAUGGAGGAACAGAGGCAUCUUCCUAAACAAUGCUGCACCUAAGUGUGCUAGUACUGUCAUAGGUGGGUAAUGAUUUUUAAAUUACAAAUUUUAAUUUGUCAUGGUUACGUACUUUAGUGUGCUUUUUUUCAAUAGAUAACACAGAUGGUCAAGGGUUGGGUGUAAAUGGGACUGCCCAGUAGACCCACUGCAGUUUCCUCCAUUCUUAUGUUCUUAUGUAAAUAUAAAACGAAAUACUGUGCAGUACAGUACAGUACAGUAUAAGAAUUCUGUGAAGUUAAUAAACAUCAAUUUCCAUUUUGUACAGGAGUUUAGUUCGCUCACACUUGUAACAGUACAGUAGUGUGAAAGGUUAUUCUGUAGGAAAGGACAAAAUUGCCUUUGUGAAAUCCAAUGGUUAAUGAAUAAUGGGUCUUCAGACUUCUUUCUUCUUGUAAUGUAUAGUACAGUACAGUAUACCCUAAAUUAUGAGUGUCAAAUUAACAAGUUACACAGAAUGAUAGGUGUUUGUGUAGUGACUGCAUUAUGAAAUAUGCCGUGUUUGGUACUGAUCAAGGAUCUAUUUCAGGUUAUUAUCAUUGACUGGGUUACUUAACAGUUUUUGUGUCAUGUAACAGGUUGUCCUAUAAUUCAUUUUUACUCAUGAAAUAUUUAAUGCUUCUGCUGUAAAUCAUAUGUACAGUACGGUACUUAAUUUUAUAUAUAAAAAAGAAAUUGUAGAAUGCUGAAUUCCUGUGCACUUGUUUAUUUUCAGUGCAAAAUACUAUAGAUUCCUGCCUUUGCUCUGCUUGCUUUUGGUACUCUUAUUAUAUUCUUGUGCUUGAACAUUUUAAGACAAUGGUUGCAACAAAAUUCAUAUGUUGCAAUACAUUGAUUAGUAGAUUCAUAAUGGUGCAAUGUUACCCAAGUUGAGUUUGUGACCCAGAUCAAAAUUUACCCCAGUGUUAUGUUGUGAAAUUGUGAAUUGCAUUUGCAUCAUUGGCCAGUGUCUUGUCCCAAAAGUGAGUUAAGUUUGUUGCUUCAUCAUGAUUUACAUGUGAGUAAAAUCAAGUGAGGAGCUCAAGUGGUGUUGCAGUAAUUGACUGGAUAUGUUGGGUCAUGUCUGUUGUUAAAUUUAUAUUCUACUUGAGAGUAUUAUUGAAGUUUUCACUGCAAUUAAAAAAGUUGAUGGAACAUAUUCCAUUUAUAGAAUAUCUGACAAAUAAAUUGAUUUUGAAAUUUUAAA
Homarus americanus (American lobster) is the source of this 12553-nucleotide messenger RNA. It is a transcript of the gene vimar, whose product is annotated as rap1 GTPase-GDP dissociation stimulator 1-like. Gene Ontology annotation, molecular function: protein binding; guanyl-nucleotide exchange factor activity. The coding region runs from base 419 to 2248 and encodes 609 amino acids. The transcript is spliced from 13 exons. The record is from RefSeq and is a predicted model, not a curated record. Lineage: Eukaryota; Metazoa; Arthropoda; Malacostraca; Decapoda; Nephropidae. Gene Ontology annotation, biological process: positive regulation of GTPase activity. Gene Ontology annotation, cellular component: cytosol.